This is a messenger RNA of Pogona vitticeps (central bearded dragon), 677 nucleotides long. RefSeq names its product transmembrane protein 250 (gene TMEM250). The record is from RefSeq and is a predicted model, not a curated record. NCBI's taxonomy places the organism in Eukaryota, Metazoa, Chordata, Lepidosauria, Squamata, Agamidae.
GGUGAUGACGCCACGAGGCCGCGCCCGCCCGUAGCCAGGAGCAGAGACGGCGAGGCGACUCCAGAGACCCUCCCGCCUGAGGCCAUGGCCAGCGCUGGCCGCCGGACCACGUCCACCUCGGCCUCCUGUGUCCGCGCUCCUGGAUCGCCCGUAUCCCGCUUUCUCUCCAUGGAUGCUGCCCGGUCCACGCCAUGCGCCCCCACCUCUCUGACUCCGUGAAAGCAGGGGCGCCUGAUGCCUGUUAUCCCCAUCCCACGCCGGGUCCGUUCUUUCCACGGCCCCCACACCACCUGCCUGCACUCGGCGUGCGGACCCGUACGGACCACGCACCUGGUGCGCACCAAGUACAACAACUUCGACAUCUACCUGAAGUCCCGCUGGAUGUACGGCUUCAUCCGGUUCUUGCUGUACUUCAGCUGCAGCCUUUUUACCUCCAUCCUGUGGGUGGCGCUCUCGGCCUUGUUCUGCCUCCAGUACUUCAGCAUCCGCGUCUUCCUGCGCUUCCAGUACAAACUCUCCAUCAUCCUCCUCUUGCUGGGGCGAAGGCGGGUGGACUUUAGCCUCAUGAACGAACUCCUCAUCUACGGCAUCCACGUCACCAUGCUGCUGGUGGGCGGGUUCGGCUGGUGCUUCAUGGUCUUUGUGGAUAUGUAAAUAAAAAAACAGCUGCAUGCUGA